Molecule: messenger RNA, 1344 nt
Organism: Aureobasidium subglaciale EXF-2481
Lineage: Eukaryota; Fungi; Ascomycota; Dothideomycetes; Dothideales; Saccotheciaceae
Exons: 3
Coding region: 1-1344 (447 amino acids)
Biological process (GO): mitotic spindle organization
Cellular component (GO): protein phosphatase type 2A complex; cytoplasm; nucleus
Molecular function (GO): protein tyrosine phosphatase activator activity; peptidyl-prolyl cis-trans isomerase activity
Source: RefSeq, a predicted model, not a curated record
AUGACGGACGACUUGCGCAAUGGAUCCACCAUCCCUUCGCUACAUGUCAUCGACUUUUCUUCCCGUCUACACUCUGAAACGCCGUCCAAACGUAUCAACGAUGGCGACGACCUUUCAUUUUUCUUGCGAAGCUCUGCCUACGCCGAUAUCAUGACCUGGAUUCUUCAAUUGAAUCGCUCCAUGAUCCCUGUGAAGCGUGCAGACGAUUCACAUACUGUCGAGACAUGGCCUCUGAGGUCGUCCGCCAUCACAUUCUCCCCCGAAGUGGCCAAGUUGAGAAAUCUUAUCCACUCGCUCGAGGCUCUGAUGGACGAGGCACCUCCAGAGUCUGGCCCUCGACGAUUCGGUAAUGCUGCCUUUCGUACCUGGCACAGGGCUGUUCAGGAAGCCACUCCAUCUCUUUUGCGAGACGCCCUCCCGGAGAAGCUGUGGGGCCGUGCUCAAGGCGACGCCGAGCUGAACUCACUUAAUAACGAGUUGGCUGCAUACCUGUUGGGUAGCUUUGGAAGUCCCGAGAGACUUGACUAUGGUACCGGGCAUGAGCUGAGCUUUCUUGCCUUCUUGGCUUGUGUAUGGAAGUUGGGAGGCUUCGCGCAAUCCGAACGUGGUAUGGAGGAAAGAGGCAUUGUCACUGCUAUCAUACAGCCUUAUCUGGAGCUUGUUCGCAAGCUUAUCCUGACCUAUACUCUUGAGCCUGCCGGUUCACACGGGGUAUGGGGACUCGAUGACCAUUCAUUCAUACCAUAUGUUCUAGGUUCGGCUCAGUACUGUGCACCUAUCGACAAAGACUCGAUCAAGGUGCCCAAUGAGGGCUCCCUUUCCCGUUCGCCAGCAGCAAAUCGAACAGCCAAGAGCGACUCGGUCGAUAUGUACAAAGACACCAACAUGUACUUCUCCGCGAUUGCCUUCAUCUUUGAUGUCAAAACGGGCCCCUUCUGGGAGCACAGUCCUACCUUGUUUGACAUUUCCGGUAUCAAGGAUGGAUGGGCCAAGAUCAACAAGGGGAUGAUUAAGAUGUACAAUGCCGAGGUUCUUUCCAAGUUUCCUGUCAUUCAGCACUUUCCAUUUGGUUCUCUGUUCAGAUGGGAGCAAGAUCCAAGUGCUCCGAUGUCUGUAGCAUCUGCUCACAUAGGUUCUCAGCCAAGGCCAUCAAAUUCAUCCAGCACCAAUAAAACGACUUCUGCCCAGCCUUCCAUGAGAGCGCCAUGGUCAGGUACGGCAGGACUAAUGUCGGCAACGCCUGUCACGGCCGCGCCAAGGGCAGCGACCGGGCCAUCAUUUGCAGCAAACGGCGCAAGAGCACCAUGGCCGAGAGGUCCGCCAGGCUCUAACCGGCCAGCUUGA